Pollicipes pollicipes is the source of this 1055-nucleotide messenger RNA. RefSeq names its product flap endonuclease GEN homolog 1. Lineage: Eukaryota; Metazoa; Arthropoda; Thecostraca; Pollicipedomorpha; Pollicipedidae. The record is from RefSeq and is a predicted model, not a curated record. The transcript is spliced from 2 exons. The annotation marks the transcript as partial. Gene Ontology annotation, molecular function: 5'-flap endonuclease activity.
GUUGUCGCUGACGGUGAUAUAAAGUGCAGAUCAAUAUGAGGAAACUUAUAACCGGCCAUCUUUUCUGACCUUCAAUCGGUGUAGAACCCGUAAGCUGUGAGGGUCGAGCAAUUUGAGUAUAGCCCGUAUUUUGGUUUCAACGCUUGAAAAAGUGGCAACAUGGCAGGGUCCAGCGCGCGAUGCUGAUGACGUCAAGAGGGUGUUGUGAUCGUUUUGGGGCGGUGGGUGAAAUGGAGGGCCAGUGCGGAGCAUUGAAAUGUGGCUCUUGUCAGGACUUGCAUAUUCGGCAACAUCUCAGGCAGCAGCACCUACAUCACUCAAUGCUGAUGCCUCUGUAUCAUGAACAACAGUUUUGGCCGUGCCUUCUACAUCUGUGCAGCUUGGCAUCACUGUCAUAGCAGUCAGACAUGGGUGUGAAGGGUCUUUGGAAGAUCCUGGAGCCAGUGGGCGAGACCUGCCCCCUGUCAGAGCUGGCUGGCCGCUUGGUGGCCGUGGACCUCAGUGGUUGGGUGGUGGAGGCUGAAACCUCAGUGGCCCUCUCCAAAAAUGUCAACCAGCCCUACCUGCGUAACCUGGUGUACCGCACAUCGGCACUGCUUUUGCAGCACACACUGCCUGUCUUUGUGCUGGAUGGCGAGGCACCGGCGCUCAAGCUAGACGAGCUGGAGCGGCGCCAGGGCGGCCAGCGGGCCGGCACUGGACGGCCGCAGCUGCACGCCCGGCUGCGACGCUGCGCGCGCCUGCUCGACACGCUGGGGGUACCGCACCUGACGGCCGAGGGCGAGGCGGAGGCGCUGUGCGCGCGCCUCGACGCCGCCCAGCGCGUCGACGGCGUGGUGACGGACGACGGCGACGCGGCUCUGCAUGGCGCGCGCACCCUCUACUGCCAGUUGAGUGCGAGCCGCACAGGCGGCGAGCUGACGCGCUACAACCUGGAGCGGGUGCGGGCUGAACUGGGCUUGGACGUGCGCCGGCUGCGCCAUCUGGCGCUGCUGCUCGGCUGCGACUACCUGCCCGGCGGGCUGCCGGGCGUCGGCGCGCAGACGGCGCAGCAG